Stylonychia lemnae is the source of this 1305-nucleotide messenger RNA. The record is from the annotation of a GenBank genome assembly. Lineage: Eukaryota; Ciliophora; Spirotrichea; Sporadotrichida; Oxytrichidae.
AUGGACAAUUGGUCAUGUUUCGUAUAUUUCCAGAUGACUUAGACUUAAAAAACUCAAGUUCAUUUAAAUGAUGCUUCAGCUGCAGGAAGAAUUAUAAUAAUAUCAGUCCUCUAAGUUAUUCCUUAAACCUCUAAUCUUUCAGGAACACCAUUUGAGCUACUUUCGCUCAUAGUUAUUUUACUUCUUACUACUAUAAUAGAGUAUCAUGAUGAUUUUAAGAGAAAAAACUCUGAUAGACGAGAGAAUAAAAGAGAAGUGUAAGUUUAUGAUGCAAAAAAGGAAAUUUUUGUCAAAACUUAGUGGUAACAUCUCAAAGUAGGAUAAGUAGUUUUGAUGGAAUAAAAUGACCUAGUGCCGGCUGAUAUGAUUCUAAUUAAAAGCUCUUGUCCCUCAGGUUUAUGCUAUUUAGAAUCUCAAAAUUUAUAAGGUGAGAAUGAUCUACUUAAAAAAGUUUGCGAUAGAUUGCUGUACUAGAUUAUUAACCCAGAGGAUCCAAAAACAGUUAAGAAUUUAAAAGGGUCAAUUAUAAGUGAUUCAACUAAUGCAUCUUAAUAUAACUUCACAGCAAAUAUGUAUCUCCAUCAAAGCAGUAAUCGGUAAAAUGUAAUCAAGAGAGUCCAAAUUGAUGAGAAAUAACUAAUUCUUAGAGGAUGUAAAGUUAAGAAUACCAAAUGGGUUAUGGGAUUAAUUAUUGCAGCAGGACAUGAUACUAAUCUAAUGAGAAAUACUAUCAAGCUAAUAAAUAAAAAAUCCUUCAUAAAUAGAGACCUAAACCUAUAAGUCAUCAUUAUUUUACUAUUCUCAAUCAUACUUUCAGUAUCAUCUGCUAUUUAUUAUGUUACUACGAAUAUAAGAGAUGAUUGUGAUGAUGAUUCUUAAGAUGAUCAAGAAGAUGUAAACUGUGAAGGUUGGACAAAGUUAUUUUUCAUGGAAUUUCUCAUAUGGUUUAUCUAAUACAAGUAAGAUAUUUUCAAGUUUUAUCUAUAUAGCAAUCUCAUUCCAAUUUCACUUUUAUUCACCUUAGAGUUUGUGAGGAUAGCUUAAACUUAUUUCAUUUAACAUGAUUGUUUGAUGUUUGAUAAUGAUCAAAUGCUGUUCCCAUCUGUUCAAUCUUCUUAAUUGUUGGAAGAAUUAGGCUAAGUUUAAGUUAUUUUUUCAGAUAAGACUGGAACAAUGACUGCGAAUAUAAUGAGAUUUAGAAAAAUUGCUUGUGGGUAAAAGUAGUAUGCUCCAAUAUUUGGUAAUAAUAGAAAGUUUAUCAUUAUAGAAUAUAGAUCAAUUUAAAGAUUCUACUGUAUCACUUGA